Vicia villosa (hairy vetch) is the source of this 486-nucleotide messenger RNA. RefSeq lists its product as uncharacterized. Bases 1 to 486 code for a protein of 161 amino acids. Lineage: Eukaryota; Viridiplantae; Streptophyta; Magnoliopsida; Fabales; Fabaceae. The record is from RefSeq and is a predicted model, not a curated record. The transcript has a single exon.
AUGAGGAGGUUUUUGGUUCCUAGAACAAGUAUUGAGAAAGUGAAUGUUAACCAAACAGAAGCCGAAGUAGAAGAAACACCCCCUAAUCUGGCCAAUGAGUUUAAUCCAAAUGAGAUUGUGUGUGAUCCAGGAUGUAGGAAACAAAUUCAUGAGUAUGCUCUAGAUAUUCAAGAUCAAGUGAGGAAGGCAUAUAUAUUGAAGGGUCCAACGCAACCAGAUUUAGCAAGAUUUCCUCGUACUCAAUUUAGGAAGUCUUCAAGAGCAUUAUGUAAAGCAUGGUAUAAGAAUUAUACAUGGAUUGAAUACAUUGAGUUGAAGGAUGCAACUUAUUGUUUCUAUUGCUUUCUCUUUAAUCCGCUCAGGAGGGCCGAACACUUUGGUUAUGAAGUCUUCAACAAAUACGGAUUUAAAUAUUUGAAGCAUACAUAUAAAGGCUUUAAAUAUCAUAUUGGUAGUCAUGAUAGUAAGUACAAUUCAUGUAUAUGA